Molecule: messenger RNA, 321 nt
Organism: Pleurotus ostreatus (oyster mushroom)
Lineage: Eukaryota; Fungi; Basidiomycota; Agaricomycetes; Agaricales; Pleurotaceae
Exons: 4
Coding region: 1-321 (106 amino acids)
Source: RefSeq, a predicted model, not a curated record
AUGGCGAAGGGUCCAGGAUUCCAGCGCCAGGUUCCCAUGAUAGCACCUGGGGCCUUCGCAAUCAACUCGGGAACGCAUUCCAACGAUUCGACGAGUUUGGUGCUUCUGCGCCUGUUGGUGGCACUCAAGGGCGUUCAUAACCAAUUUUGGGGCGCAAUAAAACAGAUGCGAUGUCUCUUGCUUACCGUGCUCCCCAAGCUGAAGACCUUCAAAUUCAACUUGGGGAGUAUUCAAUUAGUCCUGAGUCGGCGGCCCACGCUCGCGGCUUCAUCAUUAUUACCGCCGAUCACUUGUCUCUUGCUUGGCGUUCCCUCACCGUAG